CGCGGCGGGCCCCGGCGUUCCCGGGUCGGCUUCGGGCGCCGAUCGGAGCGGGCAGCGGGCUCCUGAGUCAUGGACUUCCCCUGGCCCCUCCUCUACCACUCCCACCGCCGCGCCGGGCCCCCCCGCAGGGGCUAGCGCUCGCGCGGCGGCUCCGAGGGGGUGGGGCUGCUGGGAAUGGCUGUGCCCCCUUCGGCUCCUCUGCCGUGCUCGCCCUUUUACCUGCGGCGGCAGGCGCCGUGCCCGCAGUGCUCAUGGGGCAUGGAGGAGAAGGCGGCGGCCAGCGCGGGCUGCCGGGAGCCGCCGGGCGCCCCGAGGGCCGCCGCCGUCCCUUGCUUCGGCAUAUCCGUGGACCAGGACGACAUCCUCCCGGGCGCCCUGCGCCUCAUCCAGGAGCUGCGGCCGCAUUGGAAGCCCGAGCAAGUUCGGACCAAGCGCUUCACCGAUGGCAUCACCAACAAGCUGGUGGCCUGCUACGUGGAGGAGGACAUGCGGGACUGCGUGCUGGUCCGGGUGUACGGGGAGCGUACCGAGCUGCUGGUGGACCGGGAGAAUGAGGUCAGGAACUUCCAGCUGCUGCGAGCACAUGGCUGUGCCCCCAAACUCUACUGCACCUUCCAGAAUGGGCUGUGCUACGAGUACAUGAGGGGCAUGGCCCUGGGACCCGAGCACAUCCGGGAGCCCCGGCUCUUCAGGCUCAUCGCCUUAGAAAUGGCAAAGAUUCACACCAUCCACGCCAACGGCAGCCUGCCCAAGCCCACCCUGUGGCACAAGAUGCACAAUUACUUCACCCUUGUGAAGAACGAGAUCAACCCCAGCCUUUCUGCAGAUGUCCCCCAGGUGGAGGUGUUGGAACAGGAGCUGGCCUGGCUGAAGGAGCACCUGUCCCAGUUGGACUCCCCUGUGGUCUUCUGUCACAAUGACCUGCUCUGCAAGAACAUUAUCUACGACAGCACCAAAGGUCACGUAAGGUUCAUUGACUAUGAGUACGCCGGCUACAACUACCAGGCCUUUGACAUUGGCAACCAUUUCAAUGAGUUUGCAGGUGUGAACGAGGUGGAUUACUGCCGGUACCCGGGCCGGGACACCCAGCUUCGGUGGUUGCGCUAUUACCUGCAGGCACAGAAGGGCAUGGCCGUGACCCCCAGGGAGGUGGAGAGGCUCUAUGUGCAAGUCAACAAGUUUGCCCUGGCAUCUCACUUCUUCUGGGCACUCUGGGCCCUCAUCCAGAGCCAGUUCUCCACCAUCGACUUUGAUUUCCUCAGGUACGCAGUGAUCCGAUUCCACCAGUACUUCAAGGUGAAGCCUCAAGUGUCAGCCUUGGAGAUGCCAAAGUGACCAGCUUCCCCAUCUCUCCCUUACCCAUCUGCCCGGCCAGACCUGUUCUCCAGGGCUCUGUCCUGCUCUGGGGGCCACACACUUGGACAAGGUGGGAGAGGGGACAGGUGGGUGUCCAGGAAGAAGGCUCCACCCCUGCCGCCCGCCCCCAGUGGAUGCUGCUGGAGACCACAUGCUUUUGUUUGGAGGGGCUGAUAGGACCCAGCUCUGGGGGGUCCCCUUCACCUUGCCAGACUUGGGGGGAGGGGGCUGGGGGGCUUGGGGAAGUGCCUGUAGUCAGCCAGGGCCUGGACCACAACCACCCCUGGGAAGCCCAGUAUUCCUGGCCUGAGGCCAGGCUGGAAUCAGGGCUGCCUUAGAUGUGUCUUUGACCUUCCUGGCUUGGGGAAAGGGGGAGAUGGGAGGGCUCCUUUCUACCUCCAGUGCCCUGAGCCUCCAGCCCAUCUCCCCCUGCAUGCCUCACGUGGGAGGUGCUGAUGAACCCAAACCAGCAUCAUGCCAACUCUGACAGAUGGAUGUACAUAUCUUGGGGGGGAUGGUCUAGAACUGGGUUUAAUGGCUCCCCCCAAAGCUGCCUCAUCUGAGAUCCCUCCCUUUCUCCAAGCCAGAUCCAAUCAAACCACCCCUUCCCAGACCUCUGCCCCAGGCCCUGUGCUCCUUCGCCUCCCGUGCCCUUUUUGCUCUGUGCUUGUGUUCUGUCUCUCUGCCACCUGCUGGGAGGGAAGGCAAGGGGGUGGUGCCCUCCUGGGCCUCCAGAGCCCAGCUCUGCUUCGUGCUUGGCCCGAGGGGGACGGAACCCAGAGGGGGGUGGCCAACAGCAGCCGGCAGCUUCCUGCCUUGUUCCCUGCCCUGCCCUGCCCUCCAGGGCCUCAGUUCUAAGGAUUUGUCUCCCCCUCUCCACCUUCUGUCCUGAAGUUGACCCAAGCACUUCCCACUAGGAAAUGAGUAGUGGGAGUCAAGGGGCCGGGGCUAGGGACUUCGGGGCUCACCGGGCAUCCAAGAGCCUGGGUAGGAUGGGUCGUGAAGGUGCUGAGCUCAUGGCCCCGGACUCUCAAUGGCCUCCACCUUCUCUCUGCCCUCACAGCCUCCUGGCUCUGGCCCAAAAAAAGUGAUUCAUUUGUAAAUUAUCAUGGUUUUCUGCAUUAAAAUGGCCAUUUCUGGAC
Molecule: messenger RNA, 2498 nt
Organism: Leptonychotes weddellii (Weddell seal)
Lineage: Eukaryota; Metazoa; Chordata; Mammalia; Carnivora; Phocidae
Gene: ETNK2
Product: ethanolamine kinase 2
Biological process (GO): phosphatidylethanolamine biosynthetic process
Cellular component (GO): cytoplasm
Molecular function (GO): ethanolamine kinase activity
Source: RefSeq, a predicted model, not a curated record